Messenger RNA from Puntigrus tetrazona (Sumatra barb), 2132 nucleotides. RefSeq lists its product as uncharacterized. The coding region runs from base 714 to 1967 and encodes 417 amino acids. Gene Ontology annotation, biological process: positive regulation of T cell proliferation; cellular response to lipopolysaccharide; cell surface receptor signaling pathway. The record is from RefSeq and is a predicted model, not a curated record. NCBI's taxonomy places the organism in Eukaryota, Metazoa, Chordata, Actinopteri, Cypriniformes, Cyprinidae. Gene Ontology annotation, cellular component: external side of plasma membrane. The transcript is spliced from 11 exons.
GUUUGACAUUUAUAAUUUUUUUUUGUCUGAUUGUCUAGCAAUCUCUCGAUAUCCCCAUAAAUCGUAGUAAUCAUGAGAACAGAUACAUGAAAAAUUAUUAGUUUGUUUAUCUCCUCUUCCGCUACAUUUACUUUUUAAACUCCAUGACUGCAUGACGACUUCCGCUACCCGGAAACGGUAACAGGGCUUGCUUUUGGUUUCGUAGUAGUAGUAGUAGUAGUAGUGUCGUGGUAAAUAAUAUACAAACUAAAUUAAUUGUAUCGGGGCAAUAUGAUCAUCGGGCGCUGUUUCAUCUGUCUGUUUGCAGUGCUGAUACAUAAAGUGUCUCUGCAGGUCACAGUAAAGGCUGUUAUCGGUGGUUCUGUUGUUCUGCCGUGUUCUACAACUGAAUGUGAUCUUAAACUACAAGAAAUUGAUGUGUUUUGGAGAGACAAAGAUGGUGAGACUCUAUAUAAUUUAAUUAAAGGUACAGAUUCUUUGGACACACAGGACCCACGAUAUAAUGGCAGAGCAAAAAGUUUCCAAAAGGAGUAUGAGAGAGGAAACUUCUCCAUCAAACUCAACAAUCUCAGUCACGCUGAUGCAGGAACAUUCAUCUGCUACAUCACACCCUUAGAUGAACAGAAGACUGUAGAGCUGAUCAUUCAUGAGCUAGAGAAAAUUCAACAUCUUAACUGCUGUGUGAAGAGAAGUAUUUUAUUCACAACAACAUCAUGAAGAUCAUUCAGCUCCAGCUCUAUGUAUUAAUGUGGUGUCACGCGGCAGUGGCAGAUCUAAUAACUGAUCUGGGAUCAAAUGUGAUCAUAAACUGUGAUCUUGAUGAAAAUGAGGUUUAUUGGAUUUUACUGAAAACAGCAGAUCCUCCAACAGUCAUCCUACAAUCAUUCUCAACAUCAUCAUUUUACCCUAAUAAAUCAUUCAGAAAGAAAUAUUCAGUGCAGUUUAAACAUCGUCUGGUUAUUAAUAAUAUAACUGCUGAUGAAUUAGGAGUUUAUUACUGUAUGUACACACGGACACCUCCAAAACUCAGCAACAGCACCAGAAUAUACUUCGAACCAACUCCAUCUAACCAGCUGACUGUUGUAACCGAGUGUCACAAUCAUACAACUACUGAGUAUAUUGAUCAGAAUCAAACACAAUGGAAGAUUAUUAUCGUCAUAUCUGGACUGAUGAAUGGCCUUCUAGUUCUUGUGGUGGUUGGACUGGUAAACGCUUUUGUUGUUGAAAGCAAAAGGUCUGCAGAACAAUCAGAACAAAUGAACAUCGAUCUACAGCACAUGCAAGUUGUGGAACCAUAUCAGGACCAGUUACAUUACACCGUGGUGAACUUUUCCGAGCUGCCGAAGUCAUUUUUUCGUGAUGUUCAACUAUGGUGCUUCAUCUGUGUUAUAGCAGGGCUGGUAAACAAAGUGUGUCUGCAGGUCACAGGUUUCAUAGAAGGUUAUGUUGUUUUGCCAUGUUUUUUAAAUGAAUAUGACUUUAAACCUCAAGACAUCAAUGUUCUUUGGAGAGACAAACACAGUGGAUCUGUUUAUGAUUUAAUUCAAGGACAAGAGUCGCUAAAGUCACAGAACCCAAGGUAUAAGAACAGGGCACAAACUUUCCCAAAGGAGUAUAAGAGAGGAAACUUCUCCAUCAAGCUCAACAAUCUCACUCACGAUGAUGCAGGAACGUACAUCUGCUUCAUCACGCACUUUACUUUUUCUAAACAGGAGACUGUACAGCUGAUCAUUAAUGAAUCAACAGUUACAACUGGAAACCAAUCUACGGAAGAAGAAAACAAAUUACCAGAAACACAGUUCGAUCGGAGAUUAUUAAUAUGUGUUUGCACUCUUGUACUUUUAGUAAUUCUCAUGUCUAUAAUAAUCGGUUUUAUACUUUACUGGAAGAGAAGAACUCAGCUGCAUCUGAACAGCCAGUAUCGUUCUGCCAACAUUGAAACGAAUGAAUGUUCAUUAGAAUUGUGAGUGACGUGUAUAUAUAUCUGCCGAAUCUCUUUUUAUACUCCAUCAAUGGAUGGAGCCAGGGGGCACGUUUUUGAGAUCUUGGCUUCUGGCCACCAAACUGGCUUAGCAUGCUAUUACUUAGGGAACGCAUAAAAAAUUACUCUUUUUGAGUCUAUUGAGGAAAUG